AUGACUCCAUUAUUUGAAUUUGUUUUAUAUCUAGUAGUAUUAAAUUUUCUUUGUUUCUUAUUUCAGGUGAAUGGUACAUGGGCAUUACCUAGCGUUGUAUGUGAUUUCUACAUUGCAAUGGAUGUUACUUGUUCGACAUCUUCCAUAUUUAAUCUUGUAGCCAUAUCAAUAGAUAGAUACAUUGCUGUUACUCAACCAAUGAAAUAUGCAAGACAUAAAAACAAUAGACGUGUAUGGUUAACAAUAGCAUUAGUAUGGGUAAUAAGUAUGGCAAUUGGUUCACCGAUUGUAUUAGGUUUAAAUAAUACACCAGAUCGUGUUGCAGAUGCAUGUCUAUUUUAUAAUAGUGAUUUUAUUAUAUACUCAAGUUUAUCUUCAUUUUAUAUACCAUGUAUAAUUAUGAUUUUUUUAUAUUUCAAUAUUUUUAAGGAAUUACGAAAUCGUGCAAAAAAAUCAAAAGCAGUACGUCGACCACAAACAUAUGAAAUAAAACCAGGUACUGUUAUUGAGAAUGUAGCAAGUACACGUCGUUUGGCUGAAACACAAUUAGGUGGUGAUAAUAAUCAACUUGGUGUCAAUAUCACACCCAUUCCAAUUGAUGAACAAGCAACAAAUACUGGAUCAGGGUCAGCGGAUGAGGAUGACGAUAUCGUUGUAUUACAAGACAAUAAUGUCAUCUUACCCGAAGAUGUUGAUGAUUGUCAUAUUAUAUCCAAUGACAAAUCUACCGAAUUUAUUUUAGCUACAGUUGUGGAAGAAGCUGCGAGUAUUUCCAGUGUGGUGGCAACACUGGCAUCACCAGCACCAUUACCGGAUCCUAAUGGUAACAACGAUAGUGGGUAUGCCCCUAGCCAACCUGAAAUACAAUGUGAUAUUCAUAGUCCAUCGAAACGGAUCAUACGUUCACAAAGUAAACGGUCAAAUGGGGCCACAACGACUGACACAAGUGAUACAGAACUUAAACCCAUACGUACUAUAUCCGACCAAACCACUGAACGUGAUCGAACAUCAAAUGGUUCCAAAAAGGAAAGAAAAGCAACAACAGCAGCCAGAUUUACUAUUUAUAAAGUAAACAAAGCAUCCAAGAAAAAACGAGAAAAGUCAUCAGCAAAAAAAGAACGAAAAGCGACAAAAACAUUAGCGAUAGUUUUGGGUGUAUUUUUAAUAUGUUGGGUGCCAUUUUUUACAUGUAAUAUUAUGGAUGCAAUGUGCAGUAAAUUGGGAAUGGAUUGUCAACCAGGUUUUGCAGCAUUUUUAUUAACGACAUGGCUAGGUUAUAUGAACUCGUUUGUAAAUCCUGUCAUUUAUACAAUAUUCAAUCCUGAAUUUCGUAAAGCAUUUAAAAAAUUAAUGCAU
Chrysoperla carnea is the source of this 1356-nucleotide messenger RNA. It is a transcript of the gene Dop2R, whose product is annotated as dopamine D2-like receptor. Lineage: Eukaryota; Metazoa; Arthropoda; Insecta; Neuroptera; Chrysopidae. Gene Ontology annotation, molecular function: dopamine neurotransmitter receptor activity, coupled via Gi/Go; G protein-coupled receptor activity. The record is from RefSeq and is a predicted model, not a curated record. Gene Ontology annotation, cellular component: membrane. Gene Ontology annotation, biological process: adenylate cyclase-activating adrenergic receptor signaling pathway. The annotation marks the transcript as partial. The transcript is spliced from 7 exons.